Messenger RNA from Arabis nemorensis, 1050 nucleotides. The record is from the annotation of a GenBank genome assembly. Lineage: Eukaryota; Viridiplantae; Streptophyta; Magnoliopsida; Brassicales; Brassicaceae.
AUGGCGAUUGCUGCUUUAGGGCAGUUGAAUCUCGAAGAACCUCCGCCAUUUCUGGGUUCUCGUAAUGUCGAUUGCUUCAAGAAGCUACAACAGAUUGGGGAAGGAACUUACGGCCAAGUUUACAAGGCUAAAGAAAUCGAAACUGGUGAAAUCGUGGCUUUGAAAAAGAUUCGUAUGGACGACCGUGAGAAAGAAGGGAUGCAAGUUUCUGAACUCUUAUCACCAAUUGGCAUGAAGUUUCCUAUAACAGCGAUCCGAGAGAUUAAGAUCCUCAGUAAGCUGCAUCAUGAAAAUGUCAUCCGUUUGAAAGAGAUUGUGGUUUCGUCAGGUCAAGAAGAGGCUAAUCAAGGAGAGACAGAUAAUAACAAAUACAAAGGUGGAAUCUACAUGGUCUUUGAGUAUAUGGAUCAUGACUUGAGUGGACUUGUCAAUCGUCCUAGAUUGAAAUUUACGGUUCCUCAGAUUAAGUGUUACAUGAAGCAACUCCUCACUGGGCUUCACUAUUGUCAUGUAAAUCGUGUGCUUCACCGCGAUAUAAAAGGUUCAAAUAUCCUUAUUGACAAUGAGGGAAAUUUAAAGCUUUGGGAUUUUGGGCUUGCACGGACGUUUUCUCAGGAGCCUGGAAAUCUUACAAAUCAGGUCAUCAAAUUGUGUUAUAGGCCCCCUGAAUUGCUACUUGGUGCAAGGAGAUAUGGUCCAGCGAUUGACAUUUGGUCGGUUGGUUGCAUAUUUGCUGAACUUUUGAAUGGAAAACCAAUCUUGCCCGGGAGAAGUGAGUUUGGACAAUUGAAAAAGAUUUAUGAGCUUUGUGGAUCACCUGAUGAAAACAAUUGGCCUGGGGUUUCCGAGCUGCCUUGGUAUAGCCGAUAUAAAUCAUCUCGGCCUAUGAAGCGAAGCAUAUUAGAGACGUACAAACACUUUGAUGGUCAUGCUCUUGAACUACUGGACCAAAUGUUGGUGCUGGACCCUUCACAGAGAAUAUCAGCAAAGGAUGCUCUUGAUUCUGAUUACUUUUGGUGUGGGGCGUUACCGUGUGAGCCAAAGAGGUAA